Hibiscus syriacus is the source of this 1097-nucleotide messenger RNA. Its product is annotated as ubiquitin-conjugating enzyme E2 2-like. The coding region runs from base 377 to 754 and encodes 125 amino acids. The transcript has 5 exons. NCBI's taxonomy places the organism in Eukaryota, Viridiplantae, Streptophyta, Magnoliopsida, Malvales, Malvaceae. The record is from RefSeq and is a predicted model, not a curated record. Gene Ontology annotation, molecular function: ubiquitin conjugating enzyme activity. Gene Ontology annotation, biological process: protein polyubiquitination; DNA repair; proteasome-mediated ubiquitin-dependent protein catabolic process.
CUUUCAAUCGGUAGAUUUUUCGGCUCUUUUUGCUGGGUGUUAAUUUGUUCUAAUAAUUCUAGAAAUUAUUGAAUUAUAAUCUUAGUUUCAUGUUUAAUGGUUGUGAUUUGCUGAAUCAUUGUCCUGAACAGAAUUUAAAAGAAAAAGUGUGUUUUCUGUCGUCUUUUGUCAUUUUCUUUCAAUUGCUUCAUCUUUAAGCAAUUCUCCUUCUUUUUCUAUAUCAAUAGUAUGAAAAUCGAUGUUUCGCAGCUAUUAGCGAUUGAGAUUCUAAGUUGUAAAUGUUUAAUUAGAGCCAUGGGAUGUAAACUAAAUAACUAGAGUCUAUGGGAUUGGAAUGAAUUGCUUCUUGCUGUGUAGAUUUUGAUUUAGUGGGUAUAUGUGCAGGAUGUCGACUCCUGCAAGGAAGAGACUGAUGAGGGAUUUUAAGAGGUUGCAACAAGAUCCUCCUGCUGGAAUUAGUGGCGCUCCUCAAGAUAACAACAUUAUGCUCUGGAAUGCUGUUAUAUUUGGGCCUGAUGACACCCCAUGGGAUGGAGUAUAUGCUGAUGGAAGCAUCUGUUUGGACAUUCUACAAAAUCAAUGGAGUCCAAUUUAUGAUGUAGCUGCAAUACUGACAUCCAUUCAGUCAUUGCUUUGCGAUCCAAAUCCAAACUCCCCUGCAAAUUCCGAAGCUGCUCGAAUGUUUAGUGAGAACAAGCGCGAAUAUAAUAGGAGAGUGCGCGAGGUCGUUGAGCAGAGUUGGACCGCUGACUAAUAUUUCAUGUCGGACUCCAUUGUAAGAACAAAGCGUGAAGACAAUAGGAGAGUACGCGAUAGUGCUGAUGGAUGGCUCGAGGUUUGGUUUCUAUGGAACGUCAAAAAUAGUCCCAGUGGCCUGUCUAAAUAACAUUGAACACUAAAAAUGUGUUUAAAACUAUUUUGGCUUUGUUAGUUGUUUGUGUUGUGAAAAUGAAUGCUGCUCAUUGGGCAGCACUUUCAUCAAGUACUCAAAGCAUAAAUAAACCAUAAGUCGAUAAAUCAAACUUUGAAACUUGCAUUUGGAGACUUCUUGAUGAUGAUUUGUGUAAAUACAAGUGGAACUAUUAAGUUAACUUUUG